Molecule: messenger RNA, 480 nt
Organism: Colletotrichum siamense
Lineage: Eukaryota; Fungi; Ascomycota; Sordariomycetes; Glomerellales; Glomerellaceae
Exons: 1
Coding region: 1-480 (159 amino acids)
Source: RefSeq, a predicted model, not a curated record
AUGCCUCGGCGCGGCACUUCAUCACGCGGCGGUCGCGGAGGAAAGGCCGCUGGCGAGGCCGCCAGCGGGGCCGCUAAGCGGAAGCGGGACGCGUCCGAUGCGGGGAACUUGGACGGCAUCCAGGAGCGAAGGACGGACAAGCGCAGCAUGGAAGAGGGCCGCGAAUGGCAGCAUCAAUAUUACCAGGGCGUCAGCGUCAGCGACCUCUCCGGCAUGGGGUGCGGGUGGUGUAGACUCAUCACACCAGAGGUUCCGUUCCACUCCCCGUUCACUUGCAAGGGCCACAUUGAGAGCAUGUCUGGAACCGAGGGGCCUGGCAGCGGCGGGCUUCGGCUCUGUGGUCCCAAGAAUUACAUGGGUGUUAAUAAGGAUGGUAUAUUUGAUGCAGUAUUCAUGAUACCUUAUAAGCACAUCGGUAGGCAUUAUCCCCUCUCUAUUUAUGUACUACUUCUCACCACGUCACAGAGCAAGUAUUCAUAA